This is a messenger RNA of Petromyzon marinus (sea lamprey), 1521 nucleotides long. The record is from RefSeq and is a predicted model, not a curated record. NCBI's taxonomy places the organism in Eukaryota, Metazoa, Chordata, Hyperoartia, Petromyzontiformes, Petromyzontidae.
ACACCAUUAACCACCACAACCACCACAACUUUAACCACCACAACCACCACCGCAAUUACCACCACCACAACUUUAACCACCACCACCACAACCACCACAACUUUAACCACCACCACCACAACUUUAACCACCACCACAACCACCACAACUUUAACCACCACCACAACCACCACAACUUUAACCACCACCACCACAACUUUAACCACCACCACAACCACCACAACUUUAACCACCACCACAACCACCACAACUUUAACCACCUUAACCACAACCACCACCACAACUGUAACCACCACAACCACCACAACUUUAGUAACCACCACAACCACCACAACUUUCACCACAACCACCACCACAACCACCACAACUGCAACCACCACAACCACCACAACUGCAACCACCACCACAACUGUAACCACCACAACUGUAACCACCACAACCACCACAACUUUAACCACAACCACCACAACUGUAACCACCACCACCACUGUAACCACCACCACAACUGUAACCACAACCACCACCACAACCACCACCACAACUGUAACCACCACAACCACCACCACAACCACCACAACCACCACCACAACUUUAACCACAACUGUAACCACCACCACAACUGUAACCACAACUGUAACCACAACCACCACCACAACUUUAACCACAACCACCACCACAACUUUAACCACAACUGUAACCACCACCACCACAACUGUAACCACAACUGCAACAACCACCACAACCACCAGCACCACAACUGUAACCACAACCACCACCACAACCACCACAACUUUAACCACCACAACUGCUACAACUUUAACCACAACCACCACCACAACUGUAACCACCACCACAACUUUAACCACAACCACCACCACAACUUUAACCACAUCCACCACCACAACUGUAACCACCACCACAAUUUUAACCACCACCACCACAACUGUAACCACCACAACCACCACAACUUUAACCACCACCACAACCACAACCACCAUCACCACAACUGUAACCACCACAACCACCACAACUUUAACCACAACCACCACCACAACUGUAACCACCACCGUAACCACAACUGUAACCACAACCACCACCACAACUUUAACCACAACCACCACCACAACUUUAACCACCACCACCACAACUGUAACCACAACUGUAACCACAACUGUAACCACAACUUUAACCACAACCACCACCACCACAACUUUAACCACAACUGUAACCACAACAACCACCACCACCACGGAGGCCCCGCCCUCCGUUGCCGCGGAGACGGAGGCCCCGCCCGCCGUUGCCACGGAGACGGAGGCCCCGCCCGCCGUUGCCACGGAGACGGAGGCCCCGCCCGCCGUUGCCGCGGAGACGGAGGCCCCGCCCGCCUUGGUUACCGCCGCGGUGACGGGCGGCCACUCGGUCACCACGGUAACGGGCAUCCCCUCGGUUGCCACGGUAACGGGCAUCCCCUCGGUUUCCACGGUAACCGAGGAGGUGGCGGUGGCGACAUGGUCGCUAUGA